AUGGAGAAGAACAAACCUGACACUCAUUUUUUUCUAGUUUUUGCUUUAUUCCCUUCAGGGAAUCAAGGAGAUGAAUCACUUCCUCUAGCGCCAAGAACUGUCCGAUUAACUGGAGGAUCAUCUUUGAAAGAAGGCACAGUGGAGCUGUAUUACAGUGGUCAUUGGGGAGCUAUCUGUGACCAGCACUGGAAUGACAGAGAUGCAACUGUGGUCUGCCGACAGCUGGGCCUGAGUGAGAUUGGCACCAUGAUAAAGAAUAAAGGUUUUGGCUUUGGAUCAAAACUUGCUCACUUAGGAUGGUUGAACUGCCAUGGGGAUGAGAAGUUUCUACUUCAGUGCCAGUAUACGAAACAUGGAAUUGGCAACUGUGACCAAGAAAAUGUAGCAACAGUGUUGUGUGCACCUCCUGCAGGUUCAGUGAUUCCCAUUCGUCUGAUGGGAGGGAAGGAAGACACUGAAGGUCGUGUGGAGGUGUACUACAAUGGCACAUGGGGAACUAUUUGCGAUGAUCAGUGGGAUAACGCAGAUGCAGAAGUGAUCUGUAGACAGCUUGGACUCAGUGGCAGAGCUAGAGCAUGGACUUGGGCACACUUUGGGAAAGGCACCGGACCUAUCUUGCUGGAUGAGGUGGAGUGUACCGGGAAUGAGCUGUCUUUAGAUCUGUGCCAAAAGAGUGCAUGGGGAAGCCACAACUGUGAUCACAUGGAAGAUGCUGGAGUGUCCUGCAGCUCUGCAACAGAUGUACACAGUGAAUAUCAUGAAACAACAACGGACAAUGAUGUAGGUCCUCCAGUCCGCCUUGUAAAUGGAGAAAGUGAUCAAGAGGGCAGAGUGGAGGUAUUUCUCCAUGGGGAGUGGGGCAGCAUUUGUGAUGAUGGAUGGACCAACAAGGAUGCUGCUGUCAUAUGUAGGCAGCUGGGCUUCAGUGGUUUCUCUAAAGCCAAAACAAUGGCAUACUUUGGGGAGGGUCAUGGCCCCAUCCACCUCAGCAAUGUGAAAUGUAAUGGCUCAGAGCAGUCACUGAAUGAGUGUUUGAAAGAUGUGAAUGGGACACAGAGCUGCAAGCAUAGUGAGGAUGCUGGAGUGAUGUGCAGCAGUGAGGAUGAUCCACUGAGAAACAACCACAAGAAAGGUGCAGAGCCCUUUGUAUGUGGGCUACGUUUGUUACGUCGCAAGAAGAGAAUUAUUGGAGGAAAACAGUCAAUCAGAGGCAGUUGGCCCUGGCAGGCUACUCUUCGACUUAAAACUUUCCAUAAAGACAGUCGACUGUUGUGUGGGGCAACACUAAUCAGUAACUGCUGGGUUUUAACAGCAGCUCAUUGCUUCAAGAGAUUUGGAGAUGGAGUUCGUCACUAUGUCCUGAGAGUGGGCGACUAUCACACAUCAGUAGAUGAUGAAUUUGAACGUGAGAUCCCUGUUCAGAGAAUAAUCCUACACAGGAAGUACCGCCCUAGCAGCAAUGAUUAUGACAUUGCUUUGGUCAGAAUGACAGGUCAGGAAGGACAAUGUCUCACCUUCAACCACCAUGUUCUUCCAACUUGCUUACCUGAGGAACAGGAGAAACAUUCCAUACAGAAGCAAGUUUGUUUCAUUAGCGGUUGGGGUGAUACAGGGAAGUCCUACUCAAAGACAUUGCUGCAAGGAGCAAUACCUUUGUUGCCUAAUGAAGUGUGCAAGUCCCGAUACAAAGACAAGUUCACAAGCCGUAUGAUCUGUGCUGGAAAUCUGUCAGAGCAUACGCGAGUUGACAGUUGCCAGGGAGACAGUGGAGGCCCCCUUGUGUGCCAGAAAAUAAAGGGACACUGGACAAUACAUGGAGUCACAUCAUGGGGUUAUGGGUGCGGGAGAAGGGACUCACCGGGUGUUUACACUAAAGUUAGUAAGUUUGUUUCAUGGAUUAAGAAAGUAACAAAGCUGAAAUAA
Protopterus annectens (West African lungfish) is the source of this 1923-nucleotide messenger RNA. RefSeq names its product neurotrypsin-like. Gene Ontology annotation, molecular function: serine-type endopeptidase activity. The record is from RefSeq and is a predicted model, not a curated record. The transcript has 12 exons. Gene Ontology annotation, cellular component: membrane. The coding region runs from base 1 to 1923 and encodes 640 amino acids. Lineage: Eukaryota; Metazoa; Chordata; Ceratodontiformes; Protopteridae. Gene Ontology annotation, biological process: proteolysis.